Messenger RNA from Aptenodytes forsteri (emperor penguin), 2424 nucleotides. It is a transcript of the gene PLEKHF1, whose product is annotated as pleckstrin homology and FYVE domain containing 1. The record is from RefSeq and is a predicted model, not a curated record. The transcript is spliced from 2 exons. Gene Ontology annotation, molecular function: metal ion binding; phosphatidylinositol binding. Lineage: Eukaryota; Metazoa; Chordata; Aves; Sphenisciformes; Spheniscidae. The coding region runs from base 83 to 904 and encodes 273 amino acids.
AGGAGGAAAUGACUCACGUUCCUGUGGCCGGCCGGCCUCGGGCAGCACCCUUCAGCGCAGGAGCGGCGAGAGCAAGCUGGAGAUGGUGGACCAUCUUGCAAACACUGAGAUCAACAGCCAGCGCAUUGCUGCUGUGGAAAACUGCUUUGGGGCUUCUGGACAGCCCUUAGCCGUGCCGGGAAGGGUCCUUCUAGGAGAAGGGAUUUUAACCAAAGAAUGCCGCAAGAAACCAAAGCCUCGCAUAUUCUUCCUUUUCAACGACAUCCUCGUCUACGGCAGCAUAGUCAUCAACAAAAGGAAGUACAAUUCCCAGCACAUCAUUCCCCUUGAAGAUGUCACUUUGGAGACGCUGCCAGACACCUUGCAGAUGAAGAACCGCUGGAUGAUUAAAACCUCCAAGAAGUCCUUUGUGGUUUCCGCGGCCUCCCUCACGGAGAGGAAGGAGUGGAUCAGCCAUCUGGAGGAGUGCAUCAGGCACCUGCUGACAAAGACGGGCCGGCAGCCCUCCACGGAGCAUGCGGCCCCCUGGAUCCCAGACAAGGCGACAGACAUCUGCAUGCGCUGCACGCAGACCAAGUUCUCCACGCUCACCCGAAGGCACCACUGCCGCAAGUGCGGCUUUGUCGUCUGCGCAGACUGCUCCAGGCAGAGGUUCCUGAUGCCCCGGCUGUCCCCCAAGCCCCUGAGGGUCUGCAACCUGUGCUACAGGCAGCUGCUGGCAGAAAAGAAGAAGGAGGUGGAGGCAGAUUGCAGACAGCCGGAGCCGAUACGCUCUGCCAUCCCAGGCUACGAACCCUCCAGCGGCGAUGACAGCGACAAGUCUGACGACGACAAAGCUGACCAGUGGCCAGCAGACACAGAGUUUUAUACCUCAGAAGUAUCCUGGUCAUCUUUCCAUAGCUGACCUCCUUGGGAGUCGGUGGCAUUUAGACAUUGGGAAGCCAAUUUCUGGCCUCCAAUGCAUGUCCUCUUGAUGUUUUCUCUGGAGGCCGUGCCUAGGAAGGUGGAUCUUGGCCCCUGUGUGUGGCGUCUGCGUGGGGAGCAGAGAUGGUGUUACCCCUCUGAGAAUGUCUCAUACGAUGAGAGCACAGAGAGCAACAGCUCAGUGAAGAGCACGGACUGGGGCAGAGACCUGCGGAUCAGCCUUGGCCAAAUGAGCUCACCCUUCGAUGCCUUAGUCUUCCCGUCUGCAAAAACAGAGCAAUACUAACUUCUUUUCUCAAAUGCUUUGAGAUCGGCUCUUGGGAGAAAAAGGAGCAAGAAAUCCUGGCGUUAAACAUGCUUGCCUGCUAGUGGUGCAUUCCUCUGUCAUGGCGAGGGGCACUCCGGAUGCCGUUUUCCAUGAGCAUUGCAUCUACGUCAGAGAUUCUCAUUGCAAGCAUGCCAGCCGGAGGGGAUAGCCACUCAUCCCUGCACGGUAAGGUCAGCACGGGUUUCCGUUUCUACACCCAGGUCUCUCAACUUUGGAAACACUAAGGAAAUGAUGUUCCGACUGCAGGCAGCUCAUAUGAGGCUUGGCGUGAGCAGCCUUAGCAAAGCGCUGGAGCAUCCAGUUCUCUCGCAUGGAAAGAGGCCAUUUUGGUGGUACCGGGCCAGGAGGGAGGAAGGAGAGGGGAAAGGGACAGGUAAAAUUAUACAGAGGAGUGAGAUAAGGAGGGAGAGACUUACUGCAGUUAACUAACUGCAGUUAACUAACUGCAGAGCCCCAGAUCUCAAAAACAGGCAGUUCCACCCCAUUACCAGCAACCUGAUGAACUCAAGCCUAUGAGGUAAAAGGAUAGCCCAGGGAAGACUUGUUAAAAGUCUUGAAAAGUGCAGGACAGUGCCCCAAAUUAAGAUCCUAUGAAGUACAGCACUUCAACUUCCACUUCCCUCCCGAGCAGGAGCCCAAGGCAUUGAAUACUGACUUGUGGGCUCACCUCAUGUCUAUCAAUCAGUCUCACGAGUCCAAAGUUAAGUUCCUUUAUGUACUUCCAGGAUUGGAGCCCAAGACUUUACAGUUAACUUGAGAUCAACUUUAAAGUUCAAAUUAAGUUAGAAAUAAACCAUGUUUAUUCAAGUAUUCUAUCAUAAUAUAGCGUGGGAGUAAAUAUACUGAAAAUCAGACAACAGCAAUAGUUUUGCAGCAGACAUUUCUACAAACGCCGUUAUUACUUUUAGUAUAUUUUUGUAUUGUGUAUCUUAUGCUCUUGAAAAGGAACAUGGCUGGGAGUACACUGCCAAUGUUAUAAACCGUUUCCUUACCAUGACCUGUUCCAAACAGUGCAUUGCCUGCCAGAUAGCCAGACUUAGGGUUUUUUAAAUUUCAGUUCAAAGUAAUCAUUCUUACUGUCUUUUGUAAACUGCCACUGUUCCAAUGAAUUUGUAUCACUUGACUGUGUGUGAAUAAAAAUAUGGCCAACAGGAAGAAGCCAGGAAAAUAUG